AAUCUUUUCUCAACUCCCUUCCCUCCCAAAAAAAUCACCCGAUAAAUUACGGUAGCGAGGAGACAGUGGCAAUCAGCCAAUCACCGACGUCGCACACCUCCUCCCGGCGACCAGAAUUUGUCGGAAAAGAAUAACUUUCGAACAGACACCUUCCAAACCCCAAAUUCUAGGGUUUAAGUUUGUAAUCUUCAGUGAUAAUAUUGUUCAAUCACUUUCAAAAUUCACGGGGAAGAAAAAUUAAGAGGUUUGAUCUCUUUUGCACUCAUUUUCUUCUUCAAUUUUCGUUGAAUUUGUUCGUUUCUAUCUCAAAUUUCAAGCUCAAAUUAUUACUUUACUGGGUUUUAUUGGUUAAGAAAGCCAAAUUAUUAUUGGGCAUUGAUUAGGUUUUUCUUCUCCCAUCGGAUUAGCAUUGUCUCUAACAGAAGCUUCAUCCAUACCACCAGGAAACAUAUAUAUCAGGGUUACCUAAGUGAAUCCUAGAAUACGAAACCGCCAAUUUCUUGGAUUGAUUACAUACUAAGUCCAUUUCGGAAAAUCAUUCCAAACCCGGUCAAUCAAAACCCUUGCCAUCAUAACGGCAAUUCCUUGCCUUCGCUGAGAACUCCAGAGCUAUUUGAUAUCUUCUGUCGGUGUCUUUUCGACUACCCACCAACAACGACGAUGAAGUAGAAAAGGGGACGCAAGUUUGCUUCGGACGUUAGACAACUUGAGCGACGAGGCCAUCUUGCACCUACCCUGCAGCAGUUAAUUCCAGGUUUUGUUUAUGUUAGGAUGGAAAACAAUGGAAAUGGGUCAUUUCUCCCUGACGACGACGAUGAAGAGGAACACGAGGAAGCUGGUGGAGGUAAUGGGCUAUUGGGAUUUAUGUUUGGGAAUGUUGACAAUUCUGGUGAACUCGAAGUUGAUUACCUUGAUGAGGAUGCAAAAGAGCAUCUUGACGCACUGGCUACCAAACUGGGACCAUCUCUCACUGUCAUGGAUUUUUCAGGAAGAUCCCCACAGACAUCAGCUGCUACUUCUGCGGUUGAAGAAGAUUACGAUGAAAAGGCUGUAGACGCAGUUGAUUAUGAAGAUAUUGAUGAGCAGUAUGAGGGUCCUGAGAUAGACACUGCUACCGAGGAAGAUCAUCUAUUGCCAAAAAGAGAAUAUUUGACAGCUGAUGUUUCAGCAGCUACUUUGGAGCAGAAGUCGUUCGUUUUUGAUGACGAAAAUUAUGAUGAAGAUGUGGAUGAUGAAAAGGAAUCUGAUGCUGUCACCCUUGAAUCUGUAGUUAAAACUCCUGUUGUGCCAGACCCAGUUUUGAAGCCAGAGGAUGAUGAGAAUAUUGAGCUAGUGGAUAACAAUUUGGAGAUUCAAGCAAAUGCUUCACCAGUGGAUAAUGCUGGUUAUGAUACAUCAGUCAAUCAAGAAAUCUAUCAUGAAUCACUUAUGGAUCCUGGUGCAGUUCAGCCUGAAAUUGCUACUGGUGUCACUGAAUUUCAAAUGGAAGAACCUGUGAUUUCUCAUGAUACAGCUGAUACUAAAAGCUUGACGCGGAUGCCUAUUUUGUGUGUAGAAGAUGGGGUGGUUAUUUUGAAGUUUUCUGAAAUUUUUGGUGUUAGUGAGCCCUUGAAAAAGGCUAGAAGGAGGGGGCACAGGCAUUCCGUUCCUAAAGACAAGUAUAUUACUCUUGAUGCAUCACACAUGGUUGAGGAGGAUGAGGAGGAAUUCCUUAGAGGAACCUGCCAAGUGUUUUCUGACAGUAAACUUUUACAAGAAACACAAGAUCAUUAUGAAGUAUUAUUGAAUGAUGACUCUAAUUUUGAAGACAGGCAUAUUGUUCAUGAUGAGAAGAAAGACUCUUGUCUAAGUUCAGAACCUAUGAGAAAAGAUUCAACCUUUGAUUUUUCUGCUGAACGAAAGUCAUGCAUGCCUAUGGAAUUUCACUCACUUGAUCAGCAGGACUGGGAAGAUAAAAUCAUUUGGGGAAACUCCCCUGCACUGAGUCCAAAUACCGUAGAGAGUUGUGAACUUUCUGGACCUGAUUCUGACUCUCUUACUCAUGAAGAGAAAGAAAUCAUGUCAAGGCCCUAUGAGCAGUUGUCUGACUCCAAAGUUACGCCACAUGAGAAGGAUAAAGGGGGUUGUAGUAGUUUAAUGAACUUCUCCGUGGAACCAUUUGGUUCUAGAGAUUCUGCUCGUGCUGCCUGCUCAGAGAGCUUGUGCCAUCCUCAACUCUUGAGAUUAGAAUCUAGAUUGGAAAAUGAGUCUUCAAAUCUUUCUGAUACGAGGAAGGGAAAUGAAUCAGAAGAGCCUGAACAGCUUGACUUUAUGAAGCGAUUUAAACAACUUACGUUACAGAACAAAGAGUUAGUUGAAGGAUCUUGGAUCAAGAAUAUAAUAUGGGAGUCUGGAAAGCCAGUGAUGAAACCAAAGCUAAUAUAUGAUCUUCAAGACGAGCAUAUGGUGUUUGAACUUUUAGACAAUAACGACUAUGAGCAUCUACAGGUUCAUGCUGGGGCAGUGAUUACUACACGAAUGGGAAACACUGGUGCUGAAGUUUACGAAAUACCUGAUCAUUUGAUGUUAUCUAGUGGACGAUUUAAUAUUGCUAAUGACAAAUAUUACUCAAAACGAAAAACUUCACCACAGUUAAAGUCGCUUUCGAAGAAACGAACUGCUCACAGUGUGAAAAUUUUGCAUUCAAUCCCUGCAUCGAAGCUGCAAACUAUAAAACCUAGACUGAGCAACAAGGAUAUUGCUAAUUUUCAUCGACCAAAAGCAACAUGGUAUCCUAAUUUCAGUGAGUUAGCUGCUAAACAGCUAGAAAAUCUUCCUAUGCAAGGGCCUAUGAGGGUUAUACUGAAGAGUCUGGGUGGCAAAGGGAACAAAAUCAACGUGGAUGCAGAAGAAACUAUUACCUCAUUAAAAGCAAAGGCUUCUAAAAAGCUCGAUUUUAAAUUGAAUGAAGCUAUUAAAAUAUUCUAUAUGGGAAAAGAGCUUGACGACCAGAGGACCCUGGCUGCACAGAAUGUGCAGCCUAAUUCAUUGCUUCAUCUUGUCCGUACAAAGAUACAUUUGUUGCCAAUUGCACACAAACUUCCUAACGAGAGCAAGUCCUUGCGUCCACUUGGGGCUUUUAAGAAAAAAUCUGAUCUUUCACUCAAAGAUGGUCAGGUUUUCCUAAUGGAGUACUGUGAAGAAAGACCUCUGUUGGUUGGUAAUGUUGGAAUGGGUGCAAGACUCUGUACUUACUAUCAGAAAUCAUCUUCAGAUGAUCAAAAUGGUGAUACACUACGAAAUAUGAAUGGUAGUUUGGGGGCAGUUCUUGCACUUGACCCGGCUGAUAAAUCCCCCUUUCUUGGAGAUAUAAAACCGGGUUGUAGUCAAUCAUGUAUUGAGACAAACAUGUAUAGAGCACCUAUAUUUCCUCAUAAAGUUGCUUCAACUGACUACCUAUUGGUUCGAUCACCUAAGGGGAAGUUAUCCAUUAGACGAAUCAAUAAGAUUCAUGCUGUUGGUCAGCAGGAACCGCACAUGGAAGUUAUGUCUCCUGGUGCCAAGGGUCUUCAAACUUUUAUGAUUAAUAGGCUUUUGGUGUAUAUGUAUCGUGAGUUUCGUACUGCUGAAAAACGUGGAAUGCUUCCUUGGAUCCGCGUUGAUGAGUUGUCUGCACAUUUUCCUAACAUCGCAGACCAUUUUCUUCGGAAAAAGGUGAAGCAUUGUGCGGAUGUACAGAGAGGGCCAAAUGGGCAGUCUUAUUAUGUUAUGAGACGUAAUUUCCACAUUCCACCAGAGGAAGAGCUUAGACGGAUGGUGACACCUGAAACAGUUUGCACCUAUGAAAGCCUACUGGCAGGUCUUCAUCGCCUUAAGCGUCUUGGAAUAACAAGAUUGGCUCAUCUAACAGGCCCAACACAGCUUGCUGCGCUUUCAUCUGCAAUGAAUCAGCUUCCUGAUGAAGCAAUUGCCCUGGCUGCAGCGUCACACAUUGAGAGAGAACUGCAGAUAACUCCAUGGAACCUAACUGCCAAUUUUGUUGCUUGUACCAGUCAGGAUAGAGAAAAUAUAGAGCGGCUGGAGAUUUCUGGUGUUGGUGAUCCAUCUGGUCGAGGUUUAGGCUUCAGUUAUGUUCGUGUUGCUUCAAAGCCUCCAUUAUCGAACGCCCUGGUGAAGAAAAAGCCUGCUGUACCCCGUGGUACUACCGUCACAGGGACAGAUGCUGAUCUUCGCAGAUUGAGCAUGGAGGCCGCAAGAGAGGUUCUUUUGAAAUUCAACAUACCUGAGGAACAGAUCGAAAAAUUGUCUCGUUGGCAUCGUAUUGCAUUGAUUCGCAAGCUCUCUAGUGAACAAGCUGCCUCAGGAGUCAAGGUUGACCCAACAACUAUUAGUAAAUAUGCACGAGGACAGAGAAUGUCAUUUCUCCAGCUUCAACAGCAGACCCGAGAAAAAUGUCAGGAAAUUUGGGAUCGGCAGAUUCAAUCUCUUUCAGCAGCUGAUGGUGACGAAAAUGAGAGCGAUUCUGAAGCAAAUAGUGAUCUGGAUUCUUUUGCUGGAGAUCUAGAAAAUUUACUUGAUGCAGAAGAAGGCGAAGAAGGUGAAGAGGGUAACUUAGAGAUGAAAAAUCACAAGUCUGAUGGAGUUAAGGGGCUAAAAAUGAGACGUCAUACAUCUCAGGCUCGGUUGGAAGAGGAAAUAGAAGAUGAAGCAGCCGAAGCUGCAGAAUUAUGCAGGAUUGUCUUGGACGAUGAUGAAGCUGAGUGGAAGAAAAAAAAGAAACCAAGGCCUAGAGGAGAGGCACUUGGACCAAUGCGAGGUCCUCAGUUGAGUUUUGGCUUUGAUAACGCAGAGCGAGUCAAGAAGCCUUUUACCAUGGUGAAGCAUAUAGAUAUGCCUGUUGUACCUGAUGGUGUAAUAAUGGGAAAGCAGAAUGCUGAUCUGGAGGAGGUUGAAAAGUUGUUUUCUAAAAAACCUAUGUCAACAAAGGCAAAAGCAGCAAAAAAGAAUGAAGCCUUGCCUGUGGAUCUACAGAAUAAAAAAAUCAAAAUAAUGACCGAAGGGAUUAAGGGCUAUAAGGAAAAGAAAUCAGCUCGGGAUAGUUUUGUUUGUGGUGCCUGUGGAAAGCUUGGUCAUAUGCGGACAAACAAGAACUGCCCCAAAUAUAGAGAGGAUUCAGAAGUUCAGGUAAACAACCUAGAUCAAGAAAAGGACGUAGCUAAAAUUAUAUAUCAGGACCUCCCUACUCAGUCUCAGCCGAAGACUACAUCUAAGAAGCUCAUGACUAAAAAUGUGAUGAAAGCUUCUCAAGUAGAAGGGCUUGAAGGGGAAAAGUCUAGUUCGAAGACCAAGGUUUUGAAAGUUAGAUAUACCACUGCAGAUAAGGUUCCUGAUAAAGUUACUUCUGGUCCAUUGCCAAUUUUGGAGCAGCCAAGCACUUCUGAAGCUGAAGCUGUAAAUAAAUCUGCUCCUAAAGUUAUUAAAAUUAUAAGCAACAAAAUGAAGCCUGAUGAUGUUCAGCCUGAAUCUGCAAAGCUAAAUGUUAUUAUACGGCCACCAAGCGAAACAGGCAAAGAACAUCAUCAUCAUAAAAAAAUCACCAUCAAACAACCCAAAGAAGUCAUAAAUCUCGACCACUCCAGUCAGGAAGGACCUGAUACAGAUUACAGAAAGACUAGGAAAAUGAUCGAAUUAACAGGAUUCGGAGUAAACAGACAGCAAGAGAGCUGGUCUUUUAGUGAGGAAGCAAUUAGAAAGAAAAAUAAAGAAGCUAAACGUAUGUGGGAGGAGGAAGAAAAAAGAAACGCGGAGAGAAAUAGGGAAGAACAAGCAAGAAGGAUUUACGAAGAAGAAAUGUCUCAAAUGAGAUUGCAAGAAGAGCGAGAUAGACUGGCUGAGCUGAGAAAAUAUGAAGAAGAUAUACGUAGAGAAAGGGAAGAAGAAGAAGAAGAAAGAAAAGCUAUUAAGAAGAAAAAGAAAAAAAAGAGAACUGCUGACUUGAAAGACCACUUGGAGGGUUUCCCAGCAAAAAGGAAUAACAGACUUUUGCCAGAAAGGGAAAGAAGUGCUAAGAGGAAGAAUGUUGUUGACUUGGGGAGUUAUGGUGUGGAGUUUGCCCCACCUAUUAAGCGGCGUAGAGGAGGAGAGGUUGGGCUAGCUAAUAUUUUGGAGAGCAUUGUUGAAAGUCUGAAAGAGAGAAUGGAUGUGUCAUAUCUUUUCUUAAAACCUGUAUCAAAGAAAGAGGCUCCUGACUAUCUGAACAUCAUUGAGCGGCCGAUGGACCUUUCGACAAUUAGAGACAGGGUUAGAAGGCUCGAGUACAAAGACAGACAAGAAUUUCGUCAUGAUGUUUGGCAAAUUGCCUAUAAUGCCCAUAUGUAUAAUGAUGGCAGAAAUCCAGGUAUCCCACCCCUUGCAGAUCAGCUAUUGGAGCUUUGCGAUUAUUACUUGGAUGAAAAUGCUGAUAACUUAGAAGAGGCAGAGUCUGGUAUCCAAGAUUAGUGAUUUAAGUGUCCAUUUGUUGUUGUACAUACUAUAAUCACACCCGAUUUUGCUUUGUUGCCCUUAGGUCCAAGUGUUGUUGGUAAAUAAUUUGAUCGGUAUGAGCUUGUACAUAUUUUGAUCGGUAAAUUUUUAGCCUUAGAUGUUAUAGUUACAACAAUAUACAUACUGCCAUACUUGUAAUUCAAAGAUCUAUCCAGAAGCAUUGAUUUAAUUUGUACUAA
Molecule: messenger RNA, 6701 nt
Organism: Spinacia oleracea (spinach)
Lineage: Eukaryota; Viridiplantae; Streptophyta; Magnoliopsida; Caryophyllales; Amaranthaceae
Product: transcription initiation factor TFIID subunit 1
Exons: 21
Coding region: 772-6477 (1901 amino acids)
Biological process (GO): RNA polymerase II preinitiation complex assembly; transcription by RNA polymerase II
Cellular component (GO): transcription factor TFIID complex
Molecular function (GO): TBP-class protein binding; RNA polymerase II general transcription initiation factor activity; histone acetyltransferase activity
Source: RefSeq, a predicted model, not a curated record